Molecule: messenger RNA, 2013 nt
Organism: Talaromyces stipitatus ATCC 10500
Lineage: Eukaryota; Fungi; Ascomycota; Eurotiomycetes; Eurotiales; Trichocomaceae
Product: C6 finger domain protein, putative
Exons: 2
Coding region: 226-1800 (524 amino acids)
Biological process (GO): regulation of transcription by RNA polymerase II
Molecular function (GO): zinc ion binding; DNA-binding transcription factor activity, RNA polymerase II-specific
Source: RefSeq, a predicted model, not a curated record
UGGCAAAUCGCCAAAAUUGUGCAUUGAGUGGUAGCGGGCAUUGGGCGGUGAAGUACGAUAGGGGUUUCCGCGCUUUUAGUCACCUUUCGACCCUGAACUUUUCUUCCCACGUUCACAUCUGAAGUUAUGUCCACUACCUACCCCAUCGCUUAGUGCAUCUGUUGGGCCAUUAGGAUCAGCUUUCUUCGGUUUACGUGAGCUCCUUAGUAGACAAAGCCAAAGUUAAUGCCGCUACACACAAUGCCAGGGCAGGAAGGAUCUCGGAACGCAGCGAAGUCGCACUUUCGUCCUAAGCAACGCAUCAGUCACACCAAGUCCCGCAAUGGCUGUUACACGUGCAAGCUGCGUCGCGUCAAGUGUGAUGAGGUACGGCCCGUUUGUGGUGCAUGUUUAAUUCGGGGUGAUGACUGCGUUUACCCCAGCCCAGGAGACACACGUGGCCAGAGACGAAGACAGCGGCCCGGCUCUCGCGAGAGGCCAUCAUCCGAGAGUAUUCAUUUUCAGGCACGCAAUGAUACCCAGGAAGUACAUUUUUGCCCGUUGAAUUUCAAUUUGACAGCUCCGGAGGACCCGCAAAAUGUCAGCAUCCAACGAGAGUCCAGUCUGAACAUGAGUGAUCUCAAUCUACUUCAACACUUCAUCUUGCACACCUCAAAAAAGAUGACUCUUCACAAGAUCAAGAUGGUGGCCUGGGAGCGUGGUAUUCUCGAUUUGGCUGCAGCCAAUGAUUUCCUGAUGCACCUUGUCUUGGCCCUGGCUGGCAUAGACAUUCUGACCACUAGGGAUGGCCAUGACGGAAAUAUUCAAACAUUUUCUGAUCCUUCCAUCUCCUGGAGCCCUCGGCUUCAUUCAAUCAUGGAACAUCAUCAACUAGGACUCGCCGGGCUGCAGGAAGCACUUUGCGCCCCCGCUGAGCCCAAUGCAGAAGCCUUGCUGGCGGGGUCCAUGUUGGUAGUAGGUUUUGCGUUUGCAUCCCUUGGAAUCAAAGACCCAAAUCCGUCAAUGGGUACCUUUCAGAAUUCCAGUCACGGUUCACCAUCUGCCUUUCCUUCACAAGCCCCGCUCCAGAUACAGUGGCUUCACCUUGUUCGUGGCGUCACAUGUAUCCUAAGUCAAUUUUGGUCCACUUUGAGAAGAUGCCGCCUCAGGUCGCUACUUUUCUUCAACAAUGCCAACGACGAUUGGAAGCUUUGUGAAACAGAAUUGCGCUCAGGCGUGGCGCUCAACCAAAAUAUCCAAUCAAAGAGGCUUCGGAAGUUUGCCACAGGGGCCAAUCGCGCCUUGACGGAUUUACGAGAUAUAUGCGUAGACCUACGUCAUUCUAGGAACUUUGAAGAAAGCAGUGACGGGUUACUAUUAAAUGCCACCCCUCGAUCCGAACAAAGUGGAUAUGCUGGGGGUAGGAUAUCCCUCAGCGCAUGCGAACAAGUCAUAGGCGUGGUUGAAGACCUCUAUAUGAGAAUCCUUUAUGUUCUACAGAUGAAGCCACUCAAUUCUCAGUCACCAUCAGAUCUCGAGAUCCAGAUCGAUCUCGAAGAUGCAGCCAUUUCAGCGUGGCCUCAUCGUCUACCCGAGGAAUUCAUCGCGACCUUGGACUCGCAUGGGAAUGUCGACACGCUGUUCGGUGUGAGCCUGACGAUCCUUGCACAUCUCUACUCGACUAUAGCUAUUUUUGAAGAUAUUUGGUACCUUGGUAAGACAUGUGACGCUGAAAUUUACAAGAUCAAUACCUUGAUUCAUGGUCUGGGGGAUGAAGAGCUUAUCCGCUUAAUGGAAUGGCCAGUUGAUAUCAUAGAGUGAUGAAAUCUAAGGGUGACUGGUCGAUUUCAGGUCGCCGUCUCAUAUAGGCCCACCUAGUCUUUGCUCAAAAAACAUUCUGAGACCUUUUUUAUUGAUCGCGCGGAAGUCGCUAUCUUCAAGAUCUGUCAUGAUGUUAGGCUAUCAGGACAAGAUACUAUGCUGUAACUGUCUCAUGUGAUGCUUUGGUGCUUAGAAAAUUCAUCCAUGUCACAG